This is a messenger RNA of Penaeus chinensis, 1310 nucleotides long. Its product is annotated as toll-like receptor 7. Gene Ontology annotation, molecular function: protein binding. The coding region runs from base 36 to 1127 and encodes 363 amino acids. The record is from RefSeq and is a predicted model, not a curated record. The transcript has 4 exons. NCBI's taxonomy places the organism in Eukaryota, Metazoa, Arthropoda, Malacostraca, Decapoda, Penaeidae.
UCAUUCCUUGGAGGCUAGUCCUUGUAACAACAGCCAUGCCUUCGACUUUCAUCAUUCUCCUGCUCUCUCAGGCGGCCCUUUUGUUCCAAGGGCUCCCUCAAGCUACAGCUGUUUCGCCUGAGUCGCCGUCCGUUGAAGCCACUAGUCUAGGAUGCCCAGAUGAUUUAGACAUACAGCCUUGUACGUGCACCGUCGACAGCGCUACGGCCGAGAUAGACAUGGACUGCUCUAAUGUCUAUGACGAAUAUGAUCUGAAGAGAGUCUUUGAGGCAGACUUUUUGUUCCCUGACCUGAAUAAAUUGGUGAUCCAGGGCACAACAAGUGAUCCGGUCCCUAUUAAAAAGUUGGAGGCAGAUACUUUUGGCAAAGUCUCCUUCAAACACGUGACCAUUUCGAACACCGAUCUGAACAGCGUCGCUCUUUUAGCCUUCGCUAAUUCCUUCCCAACAAUCGAGACGAUGGAUUUCUCCAACAACCGCCUCGAUUUCUUCCCCUUCGAGAUGCUAGCGGACUGCAAGAAACUAACAACGUUGCAUGUAGAAAAUAACGUACUUGUACACGUGGCAUUGCUGCAUUCGGAAAGCCUCUUGUUCUUCGACGCGUCCGGUAACAGUGAACUCAAAUAUGAAGACGAGGUUUUCCAAAAUGCCCCGAUGCUGCAAGAUAUCAACCUCAGUAACACUAAUCUCGGCCACAUUAGUCCACUGACGUUCGCCUACCAGCAGAAUCUGAAGACGCUGAACCUUCAGGGCAACAGCAUAGACUAUCUUUACACGAACGCCUUGAAAUUCCUGUCUUCCUCGCCCAUCACCAUUAAUCUAGACAAUAAUAGGAUCGGUACCGUCGAACCAAAAGCUAUUACAGGCUUGCAACCGGGCUCCACACUUAAGCUGAAAAGCAAUAUGCUAACGGACCUUCCUCAAAACGUGUGGGAAGAUAUCUUCAUUGACCUUAAAGGGAGUCAAACCAUUGAAAUGGACGAUAACUUGAUUGAAUGUGCUUGCAACAUCAAAUGGCUGAUUUCAAAUACUGACCACUUGACCACCCUGAGCGAUGGACAAGAGUGCGUCGAUAAAACGUCAAUCCACGACCCCAGCUUAAUCAACUUCAUCACCCAACACUGCUAGAUGAAAGUCUUGAACACGUGAGGGCGGCACGAGCGGAGGCGACAUUUGGGAUAGAAAAUAUACUGUUCUCUUUCAAUACAGAAAGCGAAUAUGUGUGUUAUGUGAGACAGAGAGAGAGAGAGAGAGAGAGAGAGAGAGAGAGAGAGAGAGAGAGAGAGAGAGAGAGAGAGAGAGAGAGAGAGA